Molecule: messenger RNA, 1083 nt
Organism: Trichophyton verrucosum HKI 0517
Lineage: Eukaryota; Fungi; Ascomycota; Eurotiomycetes; Onygenales; Arthrodermataceae
Product: aldo-keto reductase, putative
Exons: 3
Coding region: 1-1083 (360 amino acids)
Molecular function (GO): oxidoreductase activity
Source: RefSeq, a predicted model, not a curated record
AUGGCAAAAUCCAAGAGUAAUAGAGAGGCAAAAGGCCUUAUAUAUAGUAAGGCUCUUCGCACUUUUAAAGAGCAACGAAGAAACAACGGCGAAACAGUAAGGAACAACCACGCGACAACGAAGCAGCCACCAAGCAACCACCAAGCAAUAAAGAAGCAACGAAACAACGAAACAACAAAGCAACGAAACAACAAAGCAACGAAGCAACUUAGCUUGUUACUGAAAAAGUCCCCAGGGGUGUUCAUGGACACCACUGUCCCAGUGCAAACCUCGACGGUGCAAAUACCCCGGCCUGGGUUAAGUGUCUGUAGGAUCCCUGCGUUCAAUUGUGAAAUUCUCUGCUCUCACGCAAUUUCCUGCGGAUACCGCCAUAUCAACACUUCCCAAGAAUCCGGCAACGAAGCAGAAAUCGGCGAGGCAGUGCGUAAGUCUGGCAUUCCUCGGCAGGAGUUCUUUCUGGCGAUCAAGGUCUCGAUGCAAUGGUCCUCCGCAGGUGAGACCUACAGCAAAAUAAUAGAGAGUGUGAACAAGAUUGGCGGCAUGGGCGGGUACGUCGACCUCCUCUUGAUACAGUCCCUCUCCCAUAACGUCCAGAAGAGAUGUGAUAUGUGGUUUACCCUGGAGCAUGUGCUCAAAAAGGGGAAGACGAGACGUAUCGGCGUUUGUGACUAUACCCUUCUCCCUUUCCUCCAGAUCGGUUCGUAUUCGGAAAUAGGGCCACCACAUGUAAUUCAGCUUGAGCUGAAUCCCUGGAAUCAGCAGAAGGAGCUCGUUCGACACUUACGGCAUCAUGGCGUAGUGAUUGAAGCGUACUGUUCGCUGACCGGAAAUGCGAUGAUUCUUGACUUCGACCUGAUAUUCCUGGCAGUGAAAUACAACAAAACCCCACACCAGGUCCUGAUACGGUACUCGCUCCAGAAGGGCUGGGUGCCCUUGCUGAGUAGCACGAAACUGGACCACAUCACGUCCAACACGAACGUAUUCGACUUCAGCCUUACGGAAGAAGAAAUGAAUACUCUUGACUUAAAGGAGGACGGCAUGUGGGGACAUUCUCCUUGGGACAAACUGAAACUGCAUCCUUGA